AUGAGGGUAGCAGGUGCUGCAAAGUUGGUGGUAGCUGUGGCAGUAUUUUUACUGACAAUUUGUGUUAUUUAUCAAGUAUUUGAGAUAAAAAUGGAUGCAACUUUAGGAAAUCAAUUUGCAAAAUCAGCAUUGGACACAGAUGCACACUCUACAAAGCCUCUCAGAUAUAAAUAUGGACUCUCAAUGCUUGUCCUGAGAAACACUUUGCCUUUAAAAUGGAAAAUGGAGCGGCCAAUGUGCCUCAUCAGUGGAGGUAAGGUGAUCAGGGAGAGAGAAACUGUUCCCCGCUACCGCUAUUUUGAAGAGAUUAAAAUGGAAUACACGCGGGUUCCUCCCUCCCCCACUCAGGCCGUGCGACCUAGAUCCCAAAGUUCCCCUCACCCUGUAACUUGCACUUUUGUUGUUGAAACUGGGUGUUCCAGAUGCUUCCCAGAUUUUAGAGAACAGAUGCCUCUGGGGCUGAGCCACAGGGUUUCAAAUGUAAAAGAAACUAUCGGUUUUGUGGUUGCAUGCCUUCUGCUUCAGAAAACUAUAAAAUGGAAAAAGGACACAGUGUUUUCCAAACUAGCCAGUGUGCACACUGUUGUUGUGCUUUGCCAUGGAGUUCAUUCUCCAGUGUUUUCUGCUACAUCUCUUGCAACUAAAAUAAUGGUCCAAGGCCCUCCAUCUUCAGGUUACAUUUUUGAGCAGGAAUAUAAAUAUGGUGCACACAAUUACCAUCCUCUACCUGUGGUCCUGGAGAGAGGAAAAGGUAUUUAUGUAUGGGACAUUGAAGGCAGAAAAUAUUUUGACUUCUUGAAUGCUUAUAGUGCUGUCAACCAAGGGCAUUGUCACCCCAAGAUUGUGCAUACUAAGAGUCAGGAGGACAAAUUGAUCUUAACGUCUAGUGCUUUUUAUAAUAAUGCACUUGGUGAAUAUGAGGAGUACGUUACUAAGCUUUUCAACUAUCAAAAAGUUCUUCCAAUGAAUACAGGAGUGGAGACUGGAGAGACUGCCCAUAGAUGGGGCUAUCCUGUGAAGGGUAUUCAGAAAUACAAAGCAAAGAUAGUUUUUGCAGCUGGAAACUUUUGGGGUAGAACGUUGUCUACUAUUUCCAGUUCCACAGACCCUACCAGUUAUUAUGGUUUUAGAUCAUAUAUGCCAGGUUUUGAAAUUAUUCCAUAUAAUGAUUUGCCUGCACUUGAGCGUGCUCUUCAGGAUCCAGAUAUUGCUGCAUUUAUGGUAGAAUCCAUUCAGGGUGAGGCUGGUGUUCUUGUUCCGGAUCCGGGUUACCUCAUGGGAGUGUGAGAACUCUGCUCCAGGCAUCAGGUUCUGUUUGUUGCUGAUGGAAUACAGACAGGAUUGGCCAGAACUGGUAGAUGGCUAGCUGUUGAUCCUGAAAACGUCCAACCUGACAUAGUCAUUCUUGGAAAAUCGCUUUCUGGUGGCUUAUACCCUGUGUCCUCAGUGUUGUGUGAUGAUGAAAUUAUGCUGACUAUCAAACUGGGGGAACAUGGGUCGAUGUAUGGAGGCAAUCCACUAGGCUGCCAAGUGGCCAUCAAAGCCCUGGAGGUUUUGGAAGAAGAAAACCUUGCUGAAAAUGCAGACAGAAUGGGCACUAUCUUGAGAAAUGAACUCCUGAAGCUACCUUCUGGUAUCAUAACUGCUGUAAGAGGGAAAGGAUUAUUAAAUGCCAUCGUUAUUAGAGAAGCCAAAGAUUAUAAUGCUUGGAAAGUGUGUCUGCAACUUUGUGAUAAUGGACUGCUGGCUAAGCCCACCCAUGGUGACUUCAUUAGGUUUGCACCCCCUCUCGUGAUCAAGGAGGAUGAGAUUCAGGAGGCCGUGGAAAUCAUUAACAAAACCAUCUUGUCUUUCUGAGCUGGAGU
This is a messenger RNA of Tupaia belangeri chinensis (Chinese tree shrew), 1865 nucleotides long. Its product is annotated as ornithine aminotransferase, mitochondrial-like. Gene Ontology annotation, cellular component: cytoplasm. Lineage: Eukaryota; Metazoa; Chordata; Mammalia; Scandentia; Tupaiidae. Gene Ontology annotation, molecular function: L-ornithine transaminase activity; identical protein binding; pyridoxal phosphate binding. The record is from RefSeq and is a predicted model, not a curated record.